This is a messenger RNA of Olea europaea var. sylvestris, 897 nucleotides long. RefSeq names its product zinc finger AN1 domain-containing stress-associated protein 12. NCBI's taxonomy places the organism in Eukaryota, Viridiplantae, Streptophyta, Magnoliopsida, Lamiales, Oleaceae. The coding region runs from base 91 to 618 and encodes 175 amino acids. The record is from RefSeq and is a predicted model, not a curated record. Gene Ontology annotation, cellular component: cytoplasm. Gene Ontology annotation, molecular function: zinc ion binding. The transcript has a single exon.
AUCACCUUUCCCCCCAUGGCGGUAACAGACAAUUUCAUAUUUUCUAACAAUUCUACCAACAAACCUUUCUAAAAGAAAAGAUAAUCAACCAUGGAUGGAGGAUCAGAAGCUUUUCCAGAUUUAGGGAGGCACUGCCAAAAUCUUGAUUGUCAUCAACUCGAUUUUCUCCCAUUCACAUGUAAUGCUUGUAAUAAGGUAUUUUGUUUAGAACACAGAUCAUACAAAUCCCACGCCUGUCCAAAAUCCGACGUCAACAGCAGAAAGGUGGUGGUGUGCGAAAUCUGCUCCGCCUCAAUUGAGACCACCGGCCACGACGGAGAAGAUGAGAAGAAUAUUUUGGAGAGGCACGGGAAGUCGGGAGAUUGUGAUCCUAAGAAGAAGAAGAAACCGGCUUGCCCUGUACGCCGGUGUAAGGAGGUUCUGACUUUUUCCAACACCGCGACGUGCAAAAUUUGUCAAAUUAAGGUUUGCUUGAAGCACAGGUUUCCGGCUGACCAUGCGUGUAAGCCAUCGUUGUUGGAUAAAAACAAGUUUUUGGUUGCUUUAGCUGCAAGGAACGGGAAAAAUUGUGGAAAGAAAGUUGUUGCUCCGACCACACCUGCUGUCGAAGCUUGUUGACGGAUUUCGCCCUACUUUUUAGCGCUCGACUCCAACUAGUCAAUUAUUGUCAUAUUUGGCACGAUAUACUCGAUAAAAUCAAGGAAAAAUACAGUGUAAUGAACAUUUCUAUUUCUUUAAGAAUGCAUAUUUAAAAAUGUUAUGAGAGAAUGAAAAUGUUACCCGGGUUUGUUUGCGAAAUUGAUUUGUGUAUCUUGAACCAACAAGCACAAAAUGUACAAGUCACAAAUAUGAACACGAUCAUUAUCAACUCGGGUAAGUCAAACAAUUAUUCCCUUA